AUGAGAAUUGAGAAGUGCUACUUUUGCUCCUCAAACAUCUAUCCUGGUCACGGGAUCAUAUUCGUCAGGAACGAUUGCACUGUAUUUCGGUUUUGUCGCUCAAAGUGUCAUAAGUUAUUCAAGAAGAAGCGCAAUCCGAGAAAGACAAAGUGGACGAAAGCUUCUCGCGUGGCUCGAGGGAAAGAAUUGAAAAAUGAUAGCACGUUUGCUCUCGAAGCACGUCGUAACGAGCCUCUCAAGUAUGAACGACUAUUAUGGCGUAAAGCAGUUGAUGCUGCCAAAGAAAUAUUACCAAUAAGAGAGAAACGUUACGGUGAACAUAUCAAAAAGACUUUGCAACCUGGAAGAGCUGUUAAGCGUAUCGGGGAUUUAGAAAGGGCACAGAAGAAGAUAUAUCUAAUACGUGCUCCCCUGACAUCGACAAAACAAGCUCUGUGCCUAGAAUCUCAACAAAAACAGGAAGAAGAUAUGGAAAUAAAUUAG
Molecule: messenger RNA, 483 nt
Organism: Thelazia callipaeda (thelaziosis nematode)
Lineage: Eukaryota; Metazoa; Nematoda; Chromadorea; Rhabditida; Thelaziidae
Source: the annotation of a GenBank genome assembly